UGGAUCGUGGCCCUGGGAGCGCGGCCGCAGCUACGUAGCCAUGUUGGCUCAUGCCAUUGGGCAGGAGUCGGCCGCGGAUUGACUCCAUGGAUCUGGGGUUUGCAAGCGCCAUGGCGGGGAACCUCCCCUCGGCGGCGCAGGUCAUGUUUGGGGCCGUACUCGGCUUCAAGGUGGCCAAGUUCGAGGGCAAGCAGCUGCACAGCGCAGUUGCAGCGGCGGCGCGAGGCGCAGUCCAGGGUAGCGCCAGUGGUGCAGCCCCUGGUGAAGACGCAGGCGCUGCCGGUUGGGAGCCUCUCGAGUCGUUCGAGACGCUACCCAAUCAGAUCAGGGUCUGCGCAGGCCUGGAGCGGAAGCCGUCCAUCACGCAGGCCAAGUCGCUUCUGCGCGACAAGGGUGCGGGCCAGUUGGCAUCGCGCCUGGGAAAGAUCAGCCAGCUGCGGAAUGUGGCUGGCCGCCCAGACGUCUUCCUGCAGGAGGACAUUCACAAGGUCUUCGACGGCGUGCCCGCGAAGGAGGAGAACGAGCCCGGCUACGAGGGCAUCAUCGGCACCAAGAUCGAGGCCAUCGAACGGCAGUUGGAGCGCUUGAGCGCGAAGCUCGAGCAGACGUCGGGCUUGCAGGUGCCCGUCAGCGAGGCGGCGCAUUUUGACAUCGGCUCCGUGGGCGACACCACGGAAAGCAUUGACUGCAACUCGACCACCAACGACGGGAUCGACAAUCAUUCUGCUACUCGUACGACCCGCAGGCGGGGGUGCUGAUGGAGCACAUCCAUGGCGCCCCCAGCACGACCACCAGCGACGUGAUCGACAAGACCUCGGCCAUGGCCGCCGAGAAGCCCGCCUUCGAUGACGUGAUCGACAAGGCGUUUGCCAUGGCGGCCGAGUACCCUGCUCUCAGCACGAAGCGCAGCAAGAAGCUCUGCAAGCAGCUGCGCGAGAUCAGAACGAUCGAGGCCGGUGAGGCUGGCCGCAAGCCAGUGAACGCUAGCCAGCGUGAGAAGCUUGCCAAGAGCAGGACAUCGUCGAAGAGCUGCUCAAAGUGCUGGACGCAUCGAUCCACGCGCAGCCCUAGAGUCAGCGAGUGGGGGUGGCUACGGUGGUCUCCUCCCGCUGUGGAGGGGCACAGCCAGGGUGGCGCCUUGUGCGGGCGCCACUGGUGAUGCCGCACGCCGCGGAGAGUUCCUGGAGGGGCCUCUCGCUCUCUGACGGGUGCCUGGACGAGGGUCUGGGCGCCUGGUCGUCGCUUGGACCCGAUUGCUCGUUGCUUUCAUCAGGUCCUCCCCGACGGUUGGUGACAGGUCGUUCCCAAUGCUCGGAAGUCUUCUUUUCCUCACGUCUGUGAGAAGCUUUGACCGUUUAUUACACUGGCUGACGCGUGAAUGAGACAUUAUGCAUCCUGCUCAGUGGCUGUCCUUUCGGCCGCUCCUGCAAUGAGCUCUA
Molecule: messenger RNA, 1439 nt
Organism: Prorocentrum cordatum
Lineage: Eukaryota; Dinophyceae; Prorocentrales; Prorocentraceae
Source: the annotation of a GenBank genome assembly